Molecule: messenger RNA, 2015 nt
Organism: Sorghum bicolor (sorghum)
Lineage: Eukaryota; Viridiplantae; Streptophyta; Magnoliopsida; Poales; Poaceae
Product: cytochrome P450 71A8
Exons: 4
Coding region: 147-1643 (498 amino acids)
Molecular function (GO): heme binding; oxidoreductase activity, acting on paired donors, with incorporation or reduction of molecular oxygen; monooxygenase activity
Source: RefSeq, a predicted model, not a curated record
CUUCUCUUCACAUAUUUUUACCUGCUCUGCUCACUGCUCCUCUCUUCUCUUCUUUGUCUGGAAAAUUCGAACCCUAAAGCGCCGGUGCCGUCUCCGGGUGCGGGCUCACCUCGCGGCGGCGGGACCUUCCGUUCAAGCGUCGCGCCAUGGCUCAGCUCCGCGAGUACAGGAUGACCAUGACAAGCAAGGAUGGAUUGGGAGAUGAGGGGGACUACUGGUGGUCGCUGUCGCUGUCGAGGAUGCACACAUUUUUCAGACAAGUGAAUAUAUUGAUAUGUCUGCUUCUGCAUCGAUUGAUGCAUAUGGCUAUGUCGAGGAUCCACAUGUUCCUGAGUGUGGACAGUGGAAGGCCUCUAAGCUCCCGUGGUUCCAGUGAAGAGCAGGGUGUCUCUAAAAUUUAUGUGCUGUCCGAACAACCAAUGCCUCCCCUGCUGCUGAUUCUCUGGUUGGAUUCAGGCGCCACCCACCAUGCUGUGGGCGAUGCUAGAAUUCUUUGUAACCUUCGGGAUCCACCUGCCGGAACAGCCGUCAGAGCAGCAGAUGGCGUCCGGCUGCUCGUCCAUAAAAUUGGCGACAUACUGACACAAUGCAUCAAAAUCCAAGAUGUGUACCUAGUCCUUGGACUCCAAGAGAAUCUCAUAAGCGUUCGUCAGCUCGCGAAGGACAAGAAAAUAGUCACCAUUUUCUAUGAGAACUAUGCGGAGCUAUGGCGCGAGGGGAAGAUGGUCGGUGGCGCAAUUGCUGACAAUGUCACAUCCCUCUACCAGCUACGCUACUUGACGAUGCCGACGGGAGAUCCUGAGGCUGGCACAAGUAGGUACAUACGAGAAGAAGCCAUGGAUGUGGCUACCGCAAGAGAAGCGACGAACAGGAGCAGCUUCCUGCAGCUCCUCUCGCUGUCCAAUUCGACGUCGACUGAGACGAAGAUGAUCCACGCGUGCAUACAUGUUCUUAACAACUGCUACAAAUCUGAGGAUGGAUUGCGUGUACAGAACAUGUUUUCUGCCGCCGCCGCUGACUCGACGUACACAAGGCGGCUGGUUUGGGCCAUGGCGGAGCUCAUCAACCACCCACACGAGAUGCGCAGGGUCCAAGCCGAGAUCAGGGCGGCCGUCGCCGCCGCCGGCAACGACGACGACGACGUCACGGAGGACGACCUCGAGCUGCUGCCCUACAACAAGCAGGUGAUCAAGGAGAUGCUCCGGCUGUGCACGCCAGUGCCACUCCUCCUUCCCCGUGAGACGAUGGAGCACACGGAGCACCUCGGCUACCAUGUUCCGGCGCGCACCCACAUCUUCUUCAACGCCUGGGCCAUCUCACGGGGCCCCACGGUGUGGCGCAGCGCGGACGAGUUCAUGCCGGAGCGGUUCGCCGACGACGACAUGAAGAAGACGACGACGGAGUACUUGCUGUGGCAGGACUUUGACGAGUUCGUGCCGUUUGGAGCAUCAUGGAGGAGAGGAUGCUCUGGUGUUGGGUUUGCCGCGCCGGCCAUGGAGCUGGAGCUGGCACUGGCAAGCCUACUGUACCACUUUGGCUGGGAGCUGCCGGCCGGCAGGCCACCAGCAGCACCAAAGGACGAGCUUUCGGUGCGGCUCAAGACGACCUUGCAUUUGGUAGCUAAGCCAUGGUCUUCUCAGUGAGAUCACAUAUGAAAGUAACCUCACAGUGGAUUUUGGGUAACCUCGUCAUCAUGUACAUCUUUCGUACGUUUUUUUAAAUCGUAAUAAGCUGAGUUCCUCGGUUCUAAAUUGUAUGUUAUUCUAACUGGGCGCAGCAGAGAUUUUUCUUGCAAAGCUGAAACUUUGCGUGUCAAAAUCAGUGGGCAGUUGGGGCCAAGAGCCCAAGACAAAUGGAGGAAGAGCACAUGGUUUUUGUUUUUUUGGAGACCGAAAGAGCAGAUGACCACUUUUUAGCUGACGAGGAAAGAAACCAGUGUUCAGGAAUGCCCAGCUAAUCCCUAUGCCAUUUUUUCAGAAUCAAGCUCAGAUGACCACUUUUUAGCUGAGGCUUUA